This is a messenger RNA of Choloepus didactylus (southern two-toed sloth), 1224 nucleotides long. It is a transcript of the gene ZIC4, whose product is annotated as Zic family member 4. Gene Ontology annotation, molecular function: DNA-binding transcription factor activity, RNA polymerase II-specific; RNA polymerase II cis-regulatory region sequence-specific DNA binding. Gene Ontology annotation, cellular component: nucleus. Lineage: Eukaryota; Metazoa; Chordata; Mammalia; Pilosa; Megalonychidae. The record is from RefSeq and is a predicted model, not a curated record. Gene Ontology annotation, biological process: regulation of transcription by RNA polymerase II; central nervous system development. The coding region runs from base 64 to 1224 and encodes 386 amino acids. The transcript has 4 exons.
CGAAGUGAUGUGCAGAAAUGAGGCGAUCCUGGCAACAGGUGGAGCGGGGUUCAGAGUAAGAAAAUGAGAUAUAAAACAUCCUUGGUGAUGAGGAAACGACUACGACUUUAUCGAAACACCCUGAAAGACUCCAGUAGCAGCUCCGGACACCAUGGCCCCCAGCUCGCCGCCGUUGCCAGCCCCUCGGUGUUCUCAGGUCUCCAUGAGCAGCCCCCCCAGGCCUCCCCCAGCCGCCCUUUGAACAGACUUUUGAGCCUGGGGCUCCCCGGAGACAUGUACGCGCGGCCCGAGCCCUUCGCGCCGGGUCCGGCAGCCCGCAGCGACGCCCUGGCAGCUGCUGCCGCCCUGCAUGGCUACGGGGGCAUGAACCUGACCGUGAAUCUCGCCGCGCCCCACGGCCCAGGCGCCUUCUUCCGCUACAUGCGCCAGCCCAUCAAACAGGAGCUCAUCUGCAAGUGGCUGGCGGCCGACAGCCCAGCGGCCUCACGUCUCUGCUCCAAAACUUUCAGCACCAUGCACGAGCUGGUCACGCACGUCACAGUGGAACACGUCGGUGGCCCGGAGCAGGCCAACCACAUCUGUUUCUGGGAGGAGUGUCCGCGCCAGGGCAAGCCCUUCAAAGCCAAAUACAAACUUGUAAAUCACAUCCGUGUGCACACGGGCGAGAAGCCCUUCCCCUGUCCUUUCCCGGGGUGUGGGAAGGUUUUUGCUAGAUCAGAAAAUCUCAAAAUACACAAACGAACUCACACAGGGGAGAAGCCCUUCAGGUGCGAGUUUGAGGGCUGCGAGCGGCGCUUCGCCAACAGCAGCGACCGCAAGAAGCACUCGCACGUGCACACGAGCGACAAACCAUACACUUGCAAGGUGCGCGGCUGCGACAAGUGCUACACGCACCCCAGCUCGCUGCGCAAGCACAUGAAGGUGCAUGGGCGCUCGCCUCCGCCGCCCAGCUCUGGCUACGACUCUGCCACGCCGUCGGCCCUGGUGUCGCCCUCAUCGGACUGCGGCCGCGAGCCCCCGGUGGCCUCCUCGGUGGCGGUGGCGGCGCGUGGCGCCGAUCUGAGCGAAUGGUACGUGUGUCAGAGCGCGGGCCCCUCCGCCGCGCCUCUCAGCUCCGCGCCAUCAUCUGGCCCUGCCGCUGCCGCCGCCGCCUCGGGUUUUAGGGCUGCUGCUGUUUUUGCUACUUCGGCGUACACAGACUGCGAGUAUAGGCCGGUUUACUGA